AUGACUGAGCUUAGAAUCCUCAUCUGUGGCGCUGGCUGCGCUGGGCCAACCCUGGCCUACUGGCUGUCCCGUGCCGGCCACCGCGUGACGGUGGUCGAGCGCUUCGACUCACUUCGAGCUUCGGGCGCCCAAGUCGACAUUCGCGGUCAUGGAAUUGAUGUCGUAGAGAGGAUGGGCCUCCUUGACACUGUUCGCAGCAGACUGGUCGACGAGAAAGGGGUCCGCUUUGUGAAUUCCAAUGGCGACGUGAAGGCUACAAUCUUGGUCGACAAAUCCAGGAAAAGCCAACAAUCUGUGACUUCGGAGAUGGAGAUUAUGCGAGGAGACCUCGUUGAAAUCCUUUACAACGCAACCAAGGAUGACGAGAGAGUCAAUUACAUCUUUGGCAAGACUGUUGAAAGCUUCGAGGACAGCGAGAAUCAAGUGGUCGCCCAUUUCUCUGACAAUUCGCACGAUAAAUUUGACCUUCUUGUUGGAGCAGACGGUCAAGGAUCACGUAUUCGGCAAAAAAUUCAGUUGGUUGAUUCCAAUUGCUACCGUAAAUUUGGGAUAUAUGGAGGGUACUGGUUUGUUCCGCGGACGGAAACUGACACCAAGUUCUUGCACAUAUACAACAUUUCAGGCGGCCGCUUGAUCAUGCGCAGAACGCACAAUCAGACAGAAUCUCAGGUUUACUUCGUUUUUAGAGACGAAUCAGAGUCUGAGGAACUGGCUGGCUUCGCUAGAGCACCGGUCGAGCAGCAGAAGCAGUUCUUGGCAGAGAAAUUCCGCGAUGCAGGGUGGGAGACGAGCCGCUUCCUGAAGGGUCUACAUGGCGCGAGCAAUCUCUACUGUCAAGAGGUGGUACAAGUCGUUACUGACACUUGGUCUAAGGGUCGAGUGGUCCUCCUUGGCGACGCGGCAUACUGUCCAUCUCCUUUCAGCGGCCUUGGAACAACAGGGAGUUUCGUCGGUGCGUACGUUUUGGCUGGUGAAAUUGCUAGGAACCCCGAGAAUCUGCCAUUGGCUCUGCAGAACUACGACAGAAAAUUGCGUCCGUUCGUUAAUGAGAUUCAAAUCCUCAACCGCUUCCGCCUUCGAGCUGCUUUCCUCCACAGCCAAUGGCUCAUCAACUUGCGGCUGGCUGUCAUAGCAUUCUUAUGUUCGCUUGGUGUUCCUAGACUUGUUUCAAAUUUUGUGAGGGACAAAUCCGACUGGGAACUACCUCAAUACCAUGAACUUCACGGCGGCAAUGAGACUGAGGACGACUAA
Molecule: messenger RNA, 1251 nt
Organism: Penicillium riverlandense
Lineage: Eukaryota; Fungi; Ascomycota; Eurotiomycetes; Eurotiales; Aspergillaceae
Exons: 1
Coding region: 1-1251 (416 amino acids)
Molecular function (GO): FAD binding
Source: RefSeq, a predicted model, not a curated record